Aspergillus melleus is the source of this 861-nucleotide messenger RNA. RefSeq names its product diphthine synthase (gene dph5). Gene Ontology annotation, biological process: protein histidyl modification to diphthamide. Gene Ontology annotation, molecular function: diphthine synthase activity. The record is from RefSeq and is a predicted model, not a curated record. The transcript has 3 exons. Lineage: Eukaryota; Fungi; Ascomycota; Eurotiomycetes; Eurotiales; Aspergillaceae. The coding region runs from base 1 to 861 and encodes 286 amino acids.
AUGUUUUACCUUGUGGGACUGGGUCUCGCUGAUGAGAAGGACAUCACUGUCCGGGGUCUGGAGGUGGUCAAGAAGGCCGAGCGCGUCUACCUGGAGGCCUAUACGAGUAUUCUGCUCGUGGAUAAAGAGAAGCUAGAAGCUUUCUAUGGACGUCCUGUUAUCGAGGCCGACCGCGAACUCGUCGAGACCGGUAGCGAUGACAUCCUCGCCGGAGCCGACAAGGGCGAUGUUGCCUUCCUAGUGGUGGGAGAUCCGUUUGGCGCCACGACGCAUUCCGAUAUUGUCCUGCGCGCCCGGGAGAUGGGCAUCGAAUCUAAGGUUAUUCCCAACGCAUCGAUCAUGUCGGGCAUCGGCUGCACGGGUCUGCAGCUGUACAACUUCGGCCAGACCGUUAGCAUGGUCUUCUUCACCGAGAACUGGAAACCCUCGUCCUACUACGACCGCGUCAAGGAGAACGUUCAAAUAGGUCUGCACACGCUAGUGCUGCUGGAUAUCAAGGUGAAGGAGCCGUCGUACGAGAACAUGGCCCGCGGACGCAUGAUCUAUGAGCCUCCGCGCUACAUGACUGUUGCGCAGUGUGCUAGCCAGAUGCUGGAGACCGAGGAGGAGCGUCAGGAGGGUGCGUUCGGGCCCGAUAGCCUAGCUGUCGGAGCUGCACGCGUGGGUGCGCCCGACCAGAAGUUGGUCGCGGGUACCCUGAAGGAAUUGAGCGAAGUCGAGAUGGGACAGCCUCUCCACAGUCUUGUGCUGCUGGGCAGGAGAGCACACGAUCUGGAGAAGGAUUACAUCCGACAGUUCGCAGUGGAUGCGGCCACGUUCGAUGCGAACUGGCAGAAGGGAGGAUACGGAGCCAGCCACUGA